Molecule: messenger RNA, 1644 nt
Organism: Penicillium riverlandense
Lineage: Eukaryota; Fungi; Ascomycota; Eurotiomycetes; Eurotiales; Aspergillaceae
Product: MDR family MFS transporter
Exons: 4
Coding region: 1-1644 (547 amino acids)
Biological process (GO): transmembrane transport
Molecular function (GO): transmembrane transporter activity
Source: RefSeq, a predicted model, not a curated record
AUGAUGGAGAUUGUAGCGGAGCCUACGCCUCCUACCGAGGGAAACACAGGGGUAACCAACACCAAGGACACUGACGACCAGCCCGAAACUCGAUAUAUGCAAGGAUGGGCUCUCGCUUCUUUGACCUUGGCCUUUAUGUCCAUCUGCCUCGUGCUAGCGAUUGAUAACACCAUUCUCUCUACGGCGAUACCCCACAUCACCAGCGACUUCCACAGUCUCAACGAUAUCGGGUGGUAUGGCUCUUCCUACCUGAUCGCGCAGAUGGCACUGUUGCCAACCUGUGGUCGCCUGUAUGCGUUCUAUAACAUCAAGUGGAUGUACUGCAUCUCGCUUGCCAUCUUCGAAAUCGGCUCCAUCAUCGCGGCCGUCGCCCCAAAUUCUGUGGCACUCGUCAUAGGGCGAGCAGUCUCUGGUCUCGGUGCUGCGGGCUUGGUGAGCGGAACAACAACUAUUUUAUCGUAUUGCGUGUCCCUAAAAAAGCAAGCAAUGCUGUCGCCUAUUGUGUUGGGCAUGUACAACAUUGGAUCGGCGGUCGGACCACUCGUGGGUGGUUUGAUAACUGAUAACAAGAAGCUGACCUGGCGAUUUAUUUUCUGGAUCAAUCUCCCUUUCGGAGCUGUUGGGCUGGUAUUGGUCUGGUUCACCUUGAGGAAACCUCCACCUGCAGUAAAGGGGGACCUACCCUGGAAGCAGAAGCUACGUCAACUUGACCUUUUGGGGGCUACUCUGCUGCUCGGUGCGACAUCGUGUUUGAAUUUGGCAUUGCAGUGGGGUGGCAUCAGCUAUCCAUGGUCUGAUUACAAGGUGUUCGGGUGCCUGAUCGGAUUCGGUCUACUCCUGAUUGCCUUCUUCUCGAAUAUCCCUCUCCACAUCUUCCGAAGUCGUACCUUUUCGGCAUCAUGCGGCUUCAUGAUGCUCGUUCAGGUGGCCGUAGUAGUGCAAUCGUACUUCUGGCCCAUAUAUUUCCAGUCAGUCAAGGGCACCAAUGCCAGAGACUCGGGGAUCAAUCUUCUUCCCUUGAUUGUGUCGAACAGCCUUGGUACCCUCUGCGCUGGCUCUAUAGCAUCGAGAUUCGGACACUAUGUACCGUUCAUGUGGGUUGGACCUCUCAUUUUGGCUGCCGGAGGGGGUCUCUAUCAACUUGUGCGCCCGGACAGUCCGCGCGGACAGUGGAUUGGUUUCCAAAUUCUGUCUGGGCUUGGCUACGGCAGCUGUAGCCAAAUGCCAAUUCUGGCGGUGCAGGUUGUGCUCAACAAGUCAGAUAUACCGACAGGUCUCGUCAUGAUCAUGUUUUUCCAGAUGCUCGGGGGCUCGCUGGCUCCUAGUGUCGGGCAGAACCUCUUCACGGAUGGCCUUCUGCAGAACCUCAGCAAGGUGCGGGGAAUAGAUAGUGCAGCCGUGGUGGCGGCCGGUGCGAGCGGUUUCAGAAAGAUCGUUCCUCCCGAGCUGAUGAACGCCGUCGUGGGUGCAUUUAAUGCUGCAUUGAAGAAUGUUUUCUGGGUGGCGCUUGCCACUCCAGCCCUUGCAUGGAUCACGAGCUGGGCAAUGGAGUGGAAGCAACUGCCUGACACAAGAAAAGAGAAGGUGAAUCAAGUGCCAGCCGAGGAAACCGAUGAGGGCGAGGUCGGGGCAAAACUAGCUUGA